UAUGUUGAAGUUUCGUUGUCACAGUUCCUUCAUCAAAAUCCAUUUUUGGGACUUUAGUUACACGUAGCUAAGCUCUCUUUCAAUCCAAGUUUAUUCCGUUUCUGCGUUAUCUUCAGACACCAGUCUACUGUCACGCUCAAAAUUUGGCCUCUUUUUUUCCUAUCACUCCCUCUCACCAGGUGAUUCUUUCUACUGGUAGUUGCCGAUUCUUGAAUUUAAACUCUUUCCCAUUGUUUUACUCUCUCUUUCUUUUUCAUUCUUUUCUCCUCACACGUUUUCUUUCUUCCUCUGUAUACCAUCAAAUCCAAACAUUUCAGUAGUACAACAUCUCAAGCUCGUGUACUUUAUUUUCUUCCAUAAAUCUCAACAACUUGGAUUCUACUCUUCUUGGGAAGAGCCCCAUUCCGGAAUUCUUCUGUCUUUCUACUUAAAGAGUAGUGGCUGACACAGUGUGGAAGGGCUUUUGGAGAAUAUGAAGUUAUGCGCUUCACUGUUGUUUCUCAGUCUAGUUUCCAUGGUCUCUUUCGUGACUUGUGAUCCUGUGCCUUCAAUUGAAGUUUGGGCGCUCACAACCUUCAAAGAGGCCGUAUAUGAAGACCCAUACCUAGUUCUGUCCAACUGGAAUACGCUGGAUUCAGAUCCUUGUGAAUGGUUUGGCGUUUCCUGCUCUGAAGAUCGAGAUCAUAUCAUUAAGCUCAAUAUUUCGGGGUCAUCGCUAAGAGGAUUUCUAGCGCCAGAAUUGGGACAAAUUACCUACUUGCAAGAACUGAUUUUGCAUGGCAACAAUCUGAUUGGAACAAUACCUAAAGAAUUGUUCGCGUUGAAUUCCCUCAAGGUCUUGGAUUUGGGGAAGAAUCAAUUAUCUGGACCAAUUCCUCCCGAGAUUGGAAAUCUAGCACAAGUUGUUAAAAUAAACCUGCAGUCCAACGGGUUGACUGGUAGUCUACCUCCAGCGCUUGGAAAUUUGAGAUACCUUCAAGAACUUAGGCUGGACAGGAAUAAACUUCAAGGGCCAGUUCCUGCUGGUGGCAGUUCAAACUUUUCUUCAAAUAUGCGUGGAAUGUAUGCCUCAAAUGCAAAUUUAACUGGUCUCUGUCAAUCAUCUCGGUUAAAAGUUGCAGAUUUUUCAUAUAACUUCUUUGUAGGUGGUAUACCUGCUUGCCUGGAGUAUCUACCUAGGUCGAGCUUUCAAGGGAAUUGCUUCCAAGGCAAAGAAUUAAAGCAGCGUUCUGCUUUGAAAUGUGCUGGUGCUUCACCUGCCAAGAGCCAUCCUGUGGCCAAUCCAAAGUAUCGACCUGCCGAAUAUGUGUCCAAGCAUCGAGCAUCCCAACCUGCCUGGCUUUUGGUUCUGGAAAUAGCGACAGGAACCUUGGUUGGUUCUCUCUUUCUGGUUGCAGUUCUCGCUGCUCUUCUUAAAUGUAACAACAAAUCAUCUAUCAUUUGGCCUUGGAAGAAAUAUGCAAGCCGGAAGGACCAUAUGACAGUAUACAUAGACUCUGAGAUGCUGAAGGAUGUGACGAGUUACAGCAGACAAGAGCUUGAAGUGGCAUGUGAAGACUUCAGCAACAUAAUUGGGUCCUCACCAGACAGUGUAGUCUACAAGGGCACCUUGAAAGGUGGGCCUGAGAUUGCUGUAAUUUCUCUCUGUGUUAAGGAGGAGCAUUGGACAGGAUAUCUUGAACUCUAUUUUCAGAGAGAGGUGGCAGACUUGGCAAGAUUGAAUCAUGAGAACACUGGAAAACUUCUGGGAUACUGUAGAGUGAGCUCUCCAUUCACAAGGAUGCUGGUUUUUGAGUAUGCUUCAAAUGGAACACUUCAUGAGCACUUACAUUAUGGAGAAGGGAGCCAGUUAUCAUGGACUCGGCGUAUGAGAAUCAUUAUUGGCAUUGCUCGUGGACUGAAGUAUCUACACACAGAAGUUGACCCGCCAUUCACUAUAUCAGAGCUGAAUUCAAGUGCUGUAUACCUUACAGAAGAUUUUUCCCCUACGCUGGUUGAUUUUGAGAGUUGGAAGACAAUACUUGAAAGGUCAGAAAAGAAUUCUGAAUCUGUUGGAAGCCAAGGUGCUGUUUGUGUUCUUCCACAUUCCCUCGAGGCUCGCCAUCAUGAUCCCCAGGGAAAUGUAUAUGCUUUUGGCAUACUUCUGCUGGAGAUAAUAAGCGGGAGACCUCCAUACUGCAAAAAUAAAGGGUCCUUGGUGGAUUGGGCCAAGGAGUAUCUAGAAAUGCCAGAGGUAAUGUCAUAUGUGGUGGAUCCAGAGUUGAAACAUUUCAGAUACGAGGACCUUACAGUAAUAUGCGAGGUAGUAAAUCUUUGUAUCAAUCCAGACCCCACCAAGCGUCCAUCCAUGACAGAACUAUGCUGUAUGCUGGAGAGCAGGAUUGACACAUCAAUGAGUGUGGAGUUCAAGUCUUCAUCUCUGGCUUGGGCUGAACUUGCACUUUCCUCCUAAAUGAUUCUUUAACACUAACAUACGCUACAGCAAUAUACAAAACUGAUACUUCUUACCCUACAGCAUCUCGUUGUAUAGCGUUGGCACACUGGCAGAUUAGUAGAACAAGUGCACUAAUAAGCGUUCCCCUUUGUGUAUUCUGUAGAGCACUUACGGAUUGGGAAGGCUUUACGUCUAACUUCCCUUUACUUUGGAGUUUUAAGAUGGAGUAUGGGAUAAAGGAGAUUUACCGAGAUGGAGCAUUGGAAAAUAUCUCGUUUGCCACUGCUUGUAUGAUUAACACAGUAUAAAAUUGGCACGGUGUAUAUAUGGUGCAUCACUUGAAAUGCAAAUCUUUUUGUUUCUUCUAAUACUGUAUUUGACAUCUCGAUCAAUAUUGGCGGGUGAACAUGACUUGUAAAAGGAAAUCAAAGGAAAAGCCGAAGAGGUUUCUUUCGAUUA
Messenger RNA from Prosopis cineraria, 2893 nucleotides. RefSeq names its product probable LRR receptor-like serine/threonine-protein kinase At1g63430. The transcript is spliced from 13 exons. Gene Ontology annotation, biological process: protein phosphorylation. The record is from RefSeq and is a predicted model, not a curated record. Gene Ontology annotation, molecular function: protein kinase activity; ATP binding; protein binding. The coding region runs from base 473 to 2452 and encodes 659 amino acids. Lineage: Eukaryota; Viridiplantae; Streptophyta; Magnoliopsida; Fabales; Fabaceae.